AUGAGCAACCGCUUCUUCGUACUGCCCCAACCUCCUCCCUUCAGCAACUCCGACUCGGGCUCCGACCUCGAUGACAACGACGACACCUCUCUCCCGUUCCCGAAACCUCUCGACCGCUCGUCAUUUCUUGCUCCCGACUUCGACGCGGCAGUCUUCCUUUCCAGCCUGUCAAAUCGCUUUCAGACCCUCGAAGAUCUCCAGACGGAGCUACGUGAGUUGAGCCAGACUCUCAACAAGGAACUCGUCGACCUGGUCAACGACAACUACCAGGAUUUCCUGUCCCUAGGGAGUACCCUUUCCGGUGGCGAGGAAAAGAUCGAGGAUAUCAGGGUUGGGUUGUUGAGUUUCCAGAGGGAUGUCAAGGGUCUGAGGGACUUGGUGGAGCAGAGGAGGGAGGAGGUAGCAGAGUUGUUGAAGCAGAAGAAAGCGAUCAGGCAGGAGACCAGUAUCGGACGAGCGCUGCUCGAAGUGGCGGAACGAUUAGACGCCUUGGAGGAGAAGCUGAAUAUUGCGAGACCGAAAGUCAGCGGACCGGUCACCAAAGCUCAGGUCGAAGACAAUGGCGCCGAACAGCAGUGGAGCGAGGAAUGGAUAGAAGAGACGACGAUCAACGAGAGCGACGACGAAUACGACUCGGAUGACACUAUGGGCAUGACAGUACGUCUGAAGUGGAGGACGGAGGAGUUCCUCAUUUUGAAGCAUUUGGUGGGGAGGCAUAGUCCGCAACAUCCCUUUAUGUUGUCACAAGAAGGCCGCAUAAGGAAGAUGCAAGAGAUCCUUUUGUCGGACCUUGAUAUGGAGAUCAGGCGCGAGCCCGAGGUCAAGACCAAACAGGUGAUGCUGCAGGUUCGUGCAGCCAUCGCCGAGUGA
This is a messenger RNA of Cladophialophora carrionii CBS 160.54, 870 nucleotides long. RefSeq lists its product as uncharacterized. Gene Ontology annotation, cellular component: COG complex; membrane. The record is from RefSeq and is a predicted model, not a curated record. The transcript is spliced from 2 exons. NCBI's taxonomy places the organism in Eukaryota, Fungi, Ascomycota, Eurotiomycetes, Chaetothyriales, Herpotrichiellaceae. The coding region runs from base 1 to 870 and encodes 289 amino acids. Gene Ontology annotation, biological process: Golgi organization; protein transport; intra-Golgi vesicle-mediated transport.